CUGGAAUUGCUGAACACACUAUCCACUCAAGCUUGCAUUUGCCAAGGCAGUGGAAAAUGGCGGUUUCCCUUUCGGCACUCAGCACCUCCCUCUCUUCACUUUCUUUCUCUUCCCACAUUUCUCAGAGACCCAACACUCUCUCCUUCGCCACAACGCUCUCCCUCUCGCGCUUCCCCAAAAUCCCUUCCCUCGUCGUCUCCGCCACUGCGCUCGCCGAACCGGAAACCGAAGACCUCAAGAAGUUCGUCAAAUCGAGGCUUCCUGGUGGCUUCGCCGCCCAGACCAUCAUAGGCACCGGUCGCCGUAAGAGCGCCAUCGCUCGCGUCGUUCUCCAGGAAGGAACCGGCAAAUUCAUCAUCAAUUACCGCGACGCUAAGGAAUAUCUUCAAGGAAACCCAUUGUGGCUUCAAUACAUUAAGGUCCCUUUGAUAACUUUGGGAUAUGAAAGUAGUUAUGAUGUUUUUGUCAAAGCUGAGGGUGGUGGCUUGUCUGGUCAGGCACAGGCAAUUUCUCUUGGCAUUGCCCGUGCCUUGCUGAAGGUGAGCGAAGAUCAUAGAUCACCAUUGAGACAGGAAGGACUUCUUACCAGAGAUUCCAGAGUGGUUGAGAGGAAGAAAGUUGGUUUGAAGAAAGCUCGUAAAGCCCCUCAAUAUUCCAAACGUUGAGGUUGGGAUUUUACAUAUUUUCGUUAGAGAAAGUAAAGAGAGAUUGAGAAGUAUCCCAAGGCGUGUAAUGUAUUCAGAAUCUUGCCAUCCGUUUCCCCAUCCCUUGUUUCCUUGAUCUGUAUGGAAUUGGAAUUGUAGGUAUGAUGAUAUUUCUCUUUCACCCCCAACCAAACUAGUGGUUUACUACCAUAGUGCAGGUUUCUUUUCCUGACCUAAA
Vigna angularis (adzuki bean) is the source of this 882-nucleotide messenger RNA. RefSeq names its product 30S ribosomal protein S9, chloroplastic. Gene Ontology annotation, biological process: translation. Gene Ontology annotation, cellular component: plastid small ribosomal subunit; ribosome; mitochondrial small ribosomal subunit. The transcript is spliced from 3 exons. The record is from RefSeq and is a predicted model, not a curated record. Lineage: Eukaryota; Viridiplantae; Streptophyta; Magnoliopsida; Fabales; Fabaceae. Gene Ontology annotation, molecular function: RNA binding; structural constituent of ribosome. Bases 57 to 665 code for a protein of 202 amino acids.